This is a messenger RNA of Nilaparvata lugens (brown planthopper), 1912 nucleotides long. It is a transcript of the gene BBS4, whose product is annotated as Bardet-Biedl syndrome 4 protein. Gene Ontology annotation, cellular component: ciliary basal body. The transcript is spliced from 10 exons. The record is from RefSeq and is a predicted model, not a curated record. Lineage: Eukaryota; Metazoa; Arthropoda; Insecta; Hemiptera; Delphacidae. Gene Ontology annotation, biological process: protein localization to cilium; cilium assembly. Gene Ontology annotation, molecular function: protein binding. Bases 482 to 1777 code for a protein of 431 amino acids.
UUCUUGGAAAAUUAGUUAUAUUUAUUAAGCUAGUAUGUAUUUUCUGAAGACCCAGGUACCAUUUUCCGAUAUAUCAUACCGUAAAACUGAAACAGAGCGAAAAUAAGUCAGCGCCCGCAUGCGUACCGUAGUCUUUAUUGUUGGCAAUGGUUGCCAUAGUUACCACACUGUUGUACACAAUGGAAACAAUACAACACCAGUAGCAUGUUAUAAUUCAACUUACUAUACCCCAUCAUUUUCCUGGAUUGUGGAUCUUGAUUUUCUGUUGUGUUAGAUCUGUCUGUAAAACUUGUUGUAAAUUUCGUUCACAGCUCUUAGCAUAAUAAAAAAUUUAUUGCAAAAAUAUAUGUACUGAUAAUACAGUACCUACCGUACGUAUUCCAUGUACUACUAAAUUAUGUACUGAGGCUAACAAUAAUUUAUUAGUGUUGAUGUAAUAAUGAUUUAGCUCGAUCAAAAACUAUAUUUCAGGAGCUCAGAAAUGAACCAAGCAGCAAUGAAUGGCGCUGUUCUAACCGGCAGCAGAGCGGUAUCCGGCACUUCUAGGCCACCUGCGAUGGCUCAAAAUAAUUUAUAUUAUAAAGGAUUCGAGUCAUCACCAAUCGAAUCACGCAAUUGGAUUAUCCAUAAGCGGUUCAUCAGGAAAGAAUUUGAAUUGUGCAAAAAUAUUAUUUCUGAUGAAUUAAAAAACUCAAAAGGAUAUAAUGAAUACGCAAAUUUUGUUUUAGGGCUCAUUCUAAGACGCGAGGGAAAAAUUCAAGAUUCUCUGGAAUGUUUUCAGAAAUGCCAUGUUCUCAAUCCAAAAAAUGUGGAGAACAUAAAACAGGUAGCAAGAUCAUUAUAUCUAUUUGGAAGAUAUCAACUCGCAAUUGAAGGAUACCUGGAAGCAGAAAAAAUAGCAGAAAGUCCUGACCCAGUUAUCUAUUACAAUUUAGGGAGAUGUUACUUGAAUUUGGAACAAUAUGACAAGGCGAGAGAAUACCUGACCAGAGCCGUUCAGCUUGGUAAGACUGAAGAGUCGUAUGUCGCUUUGGCUGAGUGCUUCAUCAAGCUGGGUGAUUUGAAGGCUGCUGCUGAGAUUUAUACUGUAGCCUUGCAACUAUAUCCAUCCAGCAGUGACUUGUACACUGAAUUUGGCGUUCUGCAAAUGAACAGGGGAGAUCCACAAUCGGCGUUUGACAAAUUUGGAUCGGCACUCGCUCAUGAACAGACAUGUACCAAAUCGCUAUUAGCUGCUGGAUCAAUCAUUCAGAAAAAUGGAGACUACGAUGUGGCAUUGGCAAAGUACAAGGUGGCUGCUCAGUAUUUGCCGGAAUCCGCAGCCUUAUGGAAUAAUGUUGGCAUGUGCUUUUUCGGCAAAAGGAAAUAUGUUGCGGCUAUAAGCUGCUUGAAACGGGCAAAUUAUCUUGCUCCAUUGGACUGGAAAACUCUAUACAACUUGGGAUUGGUGCACAUUCAUUCUAAACAGUAUGCUUCAGCUUUCAAUUUCUUAUCAGCGUCCAUCAAGUUGAAUCACAAGCAUGCUCCAAGCUUCAUGCUUUUAGCAAACACAUUGAAGAAUCUUGACGAUCCAGACAAUACCGUAAAAGCGUAUGAACAAGCAAUAAAAUUGGACCCGGAAGACCCAGCCACCCGAGUGAAUUACGGCGUCUUCCUUCAUUCCAUUUCAGAGAAACAACGUGCUCUGGAACAGUUGAACUAUUUCAGGAAAAUUGCUCAAAGCGUUCCCUACCUUGAUAAACAGGUACAAUAUUCAUAUUUCAGUACAGAAGAGUAACGCAAAUUUUUAAAUACAAGCAGGGGGUAAUUUUGCAGAUGUUAUAGAGCCUGCCCAAACCACUUCAGCAGAACAAGAAAUGUUACCAGAUGAAGUAUAGUGCAUUUUAUUAUAUUAAAUAUAAUCUUACUCAUU